UUGUUCCCACGAUAAGUUUUUUUCCUCACGAUGAAUCAGAGGAAGAGUUAAUUAGAUACACUGCGAGUGUGUCUCGGUGGGUUUAAGCUGCGCAGUAACCAUUUAAAACGAAAAUGGCGGACAAGACUGCGGAUGGCGCGGCGUGGACGGGAUGCGCGGUCAUGUUCCUGCAGUCGCUCUUUCCCGGCGUGGACCUGCUCCACCUCUACAAAGACCAGCAGGGAAAGUUCAUCAUUUUCAAAGUUAUCAAGCUGACUCUUCGAGAUUCUGCAGGAGGUCUGGGAGGCUACGAGAUCCUAAAGGUCCAUGAUGCUGAGCCCUUCCUGGGGGUGGAGGUGAAAUUCGUGGAUGUGGCAGCGUGUCAGCAGUUCCUGGAGAGCUACAGCUCCGGAGCGGUGCGUCAGUCCCUUUCCCAACACGCCUGCCGGCUCCUCGCCGUUCCUCAAGACUUCGCUGUAGAAACCCAGCUGAAGGCCGGGCCUCAGAAUCUGGACCUGUGUCUGGAUCAGCUGGCUGUCUGUCUACAGCACAUCCACCUUUCACAGCCGGAGCGCCUGCGCGACGAAGAGAUUGAUCAUCUGGAGCAGCAGCUGCGGAGCCAGGCCUUGGGUCCCGCCCCACAGCCCCCCACAGUCACACAGGAAGAGUCUUCGGUCCCCAGCAACUGCUUCAAGUUUCAGAACAGGGUGUUUGAGGACCGAAUGCUGACAUCGGCAGAUGUUCAGAGCUUUUCAAACGGAGUGGGCCGUCAGUGGAAACAUGUCGGGAGGGCCCUGGGGAAGAGCUGUCGCGCUCUGAAGGGCCCCGCCAUCGACAACCUGGCCUACGAGUACGAGAGAGAAGGGCUGUACGAGCAAGCCUAUCAGCUCCUGAGCCGCUUCAUCCAGGCGGAGGGCAGGGCGGCCAAGCUGAGCCGGCUGGUCAGAGCUCUGGAGGACAGCAAGCUCACCAGCCUGGCUGAGAACAUGCUGGACAUGCAGCCCAGGGAGUAACUCUGUGUGUGCGCGAGUCGUGAAACGAACCAAACAAACUGACGGCCGGGUUCCUGCGCGGGAGCGGAAACGUUCUGCCGCCUGCCUUUACAUUCAGAGUCGCUGUUCCUGUUCAGCGCCCGUCUUCCUCGUGUUCAAAUCAGAACCAAGUGUGUGCGGUUGUGUGGGAAUUCACAGGUCGUGUGUGUGUGUGUGUGUGUGUGUGUGUGUGGGAUUCAGAUCAGCAUUUUGUAUUUAGCUGUUUGUGUCUUCGUUAGUUUCUGUUGUUUAUAUCUGUCACCUGUCAUCACUGUUGAAAGAAAAUGCAAUUGCACUGUGUGGACCGUUUUCAUUAUGUGUCUCUUAUUUCCCUGUCACAAGUCAAAUCACAGAUCAAACCUGUUUGGUCCUGCCUCUAGUGACGACACAGCUGAAGGAUAUUGAUCCCCCCCCCCUCUAUAAAACGAAUUCUUGCAAAUUAAAUGGUUGUGGGGAAAAAAAGGCUUAUGUUUGUGUUUGAUGCAUUAGUGUAAUUAAAACUGAAAUCACAAUUUUGUCUAAAUUCC
This is a messenger RNA of Fundulus heteroclitus (mummichog), 1537 nucleotides long. It is a transcript of the gene tradd, whose product is annotated as tnfrsf1a-associated via death domain. Gene Ontology annotation, cellular component: tumor necrosis factor receptor superfamily complex. Gene Ontology annotation, molecular function: transmembrane receptor protein tyrosine kinase adaptor activity. The transcript is spliced from 5 exons. NCBI's taxonomy places the organism in Eukaryota, Metazoa, Chordata, Actinopteri, Cyprinodontiformes, Fundulidae. Gene Ontology annotation, biological process: positive regulation of canonical NF-kappaB signal transduction; extrinsic apoptotic signaling pathway. Bases 114 to 992 code for a protein of 292 amino acids. The record is from RefSeq and is a predicted model, not a curated record.